Messenger RNA from Lachancea fermentati, 1875 nucleotides. The record is from the annotation of a GenBank genome assembly. Lineage: Eukaryota; Fungi; Ascomycota; Saccharomycetes; Saccharomycetales; Saccharomycetaceae.
AUGAUAGCGAACCAAUUCGUGCUGAGGGCGGUCGAAGACGUAGACAAAGCCCUCGAACUUGGUCUGCAGCGCGCUGCCUUACUCGACGCCAACUCCAAUGUAUCCUCCCACCAGGAGAACCUCACACGUCUGCAGGACCAGCUGUGGAUCGUGAAAAGCGAGGUGGACUCUCUCACAUCUAAUAUCCAACAACGCCGUUCACGCCCUCGCGUCAACCUGGCGUUACUACGGUCUGUGCUACAGAAUUUGCACCUCAGCUCAUCCUCUGCCACUGCUGAUCCUGCAGCGGCCGCGAUAGUUCCGGUGGUCGAGACAUCUAUCAUUCAGUACGUCACCAUCUGCUGUUACUACACCAUAGUUCAGGAAUCGCUACAGCAGUUGCCAAACAUCAACGUCACCCAUCAGUACUACUCCGAAGUUGCCGGCUCGACAAGAUGGUCUUUACUCUAUGGUUUGCAAAUUAUGCCAGAACGCGUAUUUCGCUUUGCGUCCAAUCUCAUCGCCGAAUCCACCUCGUGCGUGUCGCACACGUCUGACACUGCCACGUCCGACACUGCAGCGUCUGGUUCCUGGCACCGAAUCGAUAUCGAUGAUGUCGCCAAGACCGCCUCCAAAUGGGCCCACCAGGUAUUGCCGAGGCUCGACAAACUCGUCAUGAUCCACAAUUACCAAUUGGUAGGAAUCCCGCGUGAUACUGGGAAACUCGUAUCUUCGCUGUGGGGAUUGCCACUAGCCGCCGUGCGCGAAGAAGUGGACACAUUCCGCGACUCCUCAGGCGCCCGCUCCGACAAAAUGACUCGCAAGCUUGGAAGAAUUAUCUCCGAGUUCCCGCUAAAACAUGAUCUGGAAGGCCGCGUUCAAUCCAUUGCCAAUUACUAUGACAUCGGAGCACAACAAAUUGACCAGCAAUCAAUUGUCCAGCUACUUACUGACAUGACUUCCAGAACAAUCGAGUUGGGUUCUUCCACAGCGAUCAGAAAACCGGGAAAAUUGACUCGAUACUGGCCAACGCUAUUGUGCACGUUAAUAUAUGGCCCAUCUUCUGUCCUUGCUGUUUGGAACGCUCGGUAUGAAAUUGCCAAGUUUUGCCAAGAAAACAUUUUGGAUUUUUGUGCGGGGUUGGUCUACAACUGGAUUUGGAUUCCCUUGCAGCAAGUUUGGAGUACAGUGCGUCAUGAUGAAGAACACUCGGCCAUUGCUGUAAUGUCUCAGGGCUCUCUUGAUACAGAGUUUAACUCCUUAUCGCGAAUGAUUGUCCAGAUAGUGGCCGAUAACUCAGAUGGAAACGUGGACACAGAGCUUAUAGCCAAGCAGGUUCAAAUGGGAGAUUUAACGCAGUUCAUGCAAAUAUAUGAAAACCAGUUGCAUCAUCCCAUCAAAAAUAUUCUUUCAGGGAAAUUGGUGCGUUCUUUAUUGAUCCAAAUCCAAAAGACUAAAGUUGACGGUUCACUCGCACUCAACGGUAUCGACAAAUUGCUUCAAUCCCAACAACUGGUGUUUGGGGUGGUGGCCAUGUCUCCAGCUCUUCUCAUCUUGUAUUGUCUUCUAACUGGGGCUUACCGCCUCGUAAAGUUAGGUCGUAUAUGGUCCAAUAUCGGACUUUACAAGCUCAAACUUUCUUCCAGCCUGAACAACGUCGAGCGAUUACUAAAUUACAAAGACUUGGAACCCCAACACGAUGAUCAAGAUCUCAAUACCGGGUUGCUUGCACUAGAAAUUGUUUCUGCUCGUCUCUACGGUGAAAGGCUAGUGCCUAAAGGCCGCAAAGCUGAAUGGUUUCGAGACGUGGACGAAUUGGUCAACGCCAAUUUAUCCCACGCAUCCAAACUUAACGUAGUGAACAGGUUAUAUCAUGUAUAUGGGAAGUACUUUUAA